Messenger RNA from Erigeron canadensis, 657 nucleotides. RefSeq names its product probable calcium-binding protein CML25. The transcript has a single exon. Bases 1 to 657 code for a protein of 218 amino acids. The record is from RefSeq and is a predicted model, not a curated record. Gene Ontology annotation, molecular function: calcium ion binding. NCBI's taxonomy places the organism in Eukaryota, Viridiplantae, Streptophyta, Magnoliopsida, Asterales, Asteraceae.
AUGGGUUUAAAAAAUCUGUUAAACCGAAGAAAGAAGAAAAAAACCGGAAACGAAAACAGCUCCCACAAACAUGAUCAAUCUGAACCCGAACAAGCUGAAUCUAAACCUCCAACAAAAUCAACGUCGGAGCCAACGAGGCACGCAAAGUCAAAGUCAUCCUCGGAUUCACGAAUACGAAUAGAGGAAGAGCUAGAACAAGUUUUCAAGAAAUUCGACGCAAAUGGUGAUGGCAAGAUAUGUGCUUCGGAGCUAGGUUCAAUCAUGGCAAGCCUAGGACAACAACCAACCGAGGAUGAGCUAACGAAUAUGAUAAAAGAAGUGGACGGAGAUGGAGACGGGUUCAUAAAUUUGCACGAAUUUAUUGAACUAAACACGAGAGACAUUGAUUCGACGGAAGUGUUGGAGAAUCUCAAGAAUGCAUUUUCUGUUUUCGAUAUUGAUAAUAAUGGGUUGAUCACGGCCGAAGAGUUGCAAAAUGUGUUGAGAAAACUUGGUGAUACGUGUAGUAUUACUGAAAGCAAGAAAAUGAUAGCCGGUGCUGAUCGUGAUGGUGACGGUAUGAUUAAUUUUGAUGAAUUUAAAGAUAUGAUGAUGAUGGGUUCCAAAUUUGAUUCAAUGGGCUUACAACAAAAACAAGAGAUUUCUAAACAAGAUUAA